Molecule: messenger RNA, 483 nt
Organism: Microthlaspi erraticum
Lineage: Eukaryota; Viridiplantae; Streptophyta; Magnoliopsida; Brassicales; Brassicaceae
Source: the annotation of a GenBank genome assembly
AUGUUCCAUGGAUUGCCAAGUGAAGACCCCAUUGACCACCUUGAUGAGUUUGAUAGGCUUUGUGAUUUGACAAAGAUCAAUGGUGUCUCUGAAGAUGCCAUCAAGCUGAGACUCUUUCCUAUGUCUCUAGCUGACAAAGCUCACCAAUGGGAGAAGAGCUUGCCCCAUGGCACAAUCACCACUUGGGAUGAAUGCAAGAAGGCCUUUCUUGCUAAGUUUUUCUCCACCGGUCGCACAGCCAAGCUUAGAGGAGAGAUACAGCUUCAUCCAGCUGAGACAUUCGCAUUGGGAGAGGUUCAAAGGCUACACAAGUAUAGGGAGAUGCUAGACACAGCUAGCAAUGGGAACUUCCUCAACCAGGAUGUAGAUGAUGGCUGGCAACUUGUGGAGAACAUAGCAACUCAAAUGGAAGCUAUGGAGAAGAGUAUGAUCGCACCAACCGGAGCUCGACCCACCACUCGAUCGAGUCAGACGAAAAGUUGA